CUGGACUCUCGACCCUCUUCUUCAGCUCUCUCUCGCUCUGUGGAACUCUCUCUCUCUCUCUCUAGAAUCGAAGAUGGAGAGUAGCUCGACUCGAGUCAUCUCUAUCUUCUUCUCUCUACUCCUCCUAAUUUCAUCUGCAAGCUCGUUCUAUCUCCCAGGUGUCGCUCCUCGUGAUUUCCAAAGGGGCAAUCUCCUCCAAGUUAAAGUGAACAAGCUGUCAUCAACAAAGACACAACUUCCAUAUGACUACUAUUUCUUGAAGUACUGUAAGCCCACCAAAAUUGUGAACAGUGCAGAAAAUUUGGGAGAGGUCCUUCGAGGUGACCGCAUAGAGAAUUCCAUCUAUACUUUUCAUAUGAGGGAGGAGCAGCCAUGCAAAGUGGCCUGCCGACAAAAACUUGAUUCUGAAUCUGCAAAGAACUUUAAGGAAAAAAUUGAUGAUGAAUAUAGAGUUAACAUGAUUCUGGACAACCUUCCAGUUGCUGUUCUUAGACAAAGGAGGGAUGGGAGUCAGUCAACCACUUAUGAACAUGGUUUCCGCGCUGGGUUCAAAGGAAAUUAUGCAGGGAGCAAAGAAGAGAAGUAUUUUAUCAAUAACCACUUGAGCUUUAGAGUCAUGUAUCACAAGGAUCCAGAGACUGAUUCUGCCCGAAUUGUGGGGUUUGAGGUUUCUCCAAACAGUAUUAAUCAUGAGUACAAGGAAUGGGAUGAUAAGAACCCUCAGUUGACGACGUGCAACCAGAACACCAAAAAUAUAAUUCAAGGUAGCACUGUCCCACAGGAAGUUGAUACUAAUAAGGAGGUUGUAUUUACAUAUGAUGUUUCCUUCAAGGAAAGUGAUAUCAAAUGGGCAUCACGUUGGGACACCUACCUCCUCAUGAACGAUGAUCAGAUCCAUUGGUUCUCCAUCAUUAACUCCCUGAUGAUUGUCCUCUUCCUUUCUGGCAUGGUAGCCAUGAUCAUGAUGAGAACUUUGUACAGAGAUAUUGCAAAUUAUAAUCAAUUGGAAACACAAGAUGAAGCUCAGGAAGAAUCAGGAUGGAAACUUGUUCAUGGAGAUGUUUUCAGGGCACCUACUAAUUCCGGAUUACUUUGUGUUUAUGUGGGGACUGGUGUUCAGAUCUUUGGAAUGACAGUUGUGACAAUGAUGUUUGCGUUGCUGGGUUUCUUAUCACCUUCUAAUCGAGGUGGGCUUAUGACUGCCAUGGUUCUCCUUUGGGUUUUCAUGGGUUUGUUCGCUGGUUAUUCCUCUGCACGAUUAUACAAAAUGUUUAAGGGCACAGCAUGGAAGAGGAAUACCUUGAAAACUGCUUUUAUGUUUCCUGGUAUUCUUUUUGCCAUCUUUUUUGUGCUGAAUUCUCUAAUCUGGGGAGAAAAAUCUUCUGGAGCGAUACCAUUUGGGACGAUGUUUGCUCUUGUGUGCUUAUGGUUUGGAAUAUCUGUGCCCUUGGUGUUUGUAGGCAGUUACUUGGGCUUCAAAAAACCAGCCAUUGAAGAUCCAGUAAAAACAAACAAAAUCCCAAGGCAGAUACCGGAGCAGGCAUGGUACAUGAAGCCGGUCUUCUCUGUACUUAUUGGAGGCAUUCUACCAUUUGGGGCUGUUUUCAUUGAACUAUUCUUUAUUCUGACCUCCAUAUGGCUGAACCAGUUCUAUUACAUCUUCGGAUUCCUAUUCAUAGUUUUCGUUAUCCUUAUAAUCACAUGUGCCGAGAUUACUAUCGUACUCUGUUAUUUCCAGUUGUGCAGUGAAGACUAUUAUUGGUGGUGGAGGGCUUACCUUACUUCUGGGUCCUCUGCUUUAUACCUUUUCCUCUACUCGGUUUUCUACUUCUUCACAAAAUUGGAAAUUACAAAGCUGGUUUCAGGAAUCCUGUACUUUGGGUAUAUGCUGAUUGGUUCAUAUGCCUUCUUUGUGUUGACGGGAACAAUUGGCUUUUACGCUUCAUUCUGGUUUGUGCGGAAGAUCUACUCCUCUGUGAAGAUUGAUUGAUGUAAAGAUGCUAGGAUAGGGCAGUGUCUUGAGUAUCAAUAAGGAGAGAAUUCUAUGUGGAGUAGAUGAAUUUGAGACCUGAAAUGAAGCAUAAAGAGGCUGUAUCUGCUUUUGUACUAUAAGGGGUGCACUCUAUGGAAAGUAUUCCCAACCUCACCAGACCACCUUCAACUUGCUGAUAGCUUAGGGCUUGGCUUGUAUGUUACAUUUUCUGGUUUUGUUUAUACCAAUGUUAUUUGCUAUGAACUUCCCGACUUCAUCAUUAUGCAUAGAAGCUUUAGCAGUUUCUGUGCGAGAACCUUUAGUGGAGAUGAUACUUAUUGCAAAACAUUUUGAUAUUAUUAGCAAUGCAGAAUUGAUCAUUAGUUAGUGGAA
Molecule: messenger RNA, 2365 nt
Organism: Cornus florida
Lineage: Eukaryota; Viridiplantae; Streptophyta; Magnoliopsida; Cornales; Cornaceae
Product: transmembrane 9 superfamily member 7-like
Exons: 7
Coding region: 74-1990 (638 amino acids)
Biological process (GO): protein localization to membrane
Cellular component (GO): membrane
Source: RefSeq, a predicted model, not a curated record